This is a messenger RNA of Paramecium octaurelia, 538 nucleotides long. NCBI's taxonomy places the organism in Eukaryota, Ciliophora, Oligohymenophorea, Peniculida, Parameciidae. The record is from the annotation of a GenBank genome assembly.
UCUUAAGUAAUGUAAUAAUACACAAACAAUUACGAAUCAGUUGUCAGAACCUAAGUAGUUAGUGGAUAAGAUCAAAAACCACUCAAUUUGGGACUAACCGACGUUGAAGGAGCAAAGGUUUUAUUAUUAUUCAAAACUAGGCUGUUGCCAGAAGACUCUUUGAUACUUACGACAGAGACAGAAAUGGAUAGAUUGAUAAUGUAGAGGUCGUACCAAUGAUAGUUGAUGUCUACAAAUCAUUCAACAGAAUCUUCUCACCAGCCAGAGGAGACAUUGAUUCAUUUUACAAGUUCAAAAUUGAUUAAAAACAAUUAGGGUUUUGGAUAGAAAUCAAGAUGGCAAAAUCACAUAUCAAGACCUGGAAGAUUUAUGCAUUAGAUAUUUGACCAAUUAAACUCCGACAAAUUUGAGAGCUUCAGAAGCCCCUCGUUAAAGUGGAAUCUAAUAAACAUCAUAAACAGUCACAUCAUCCUAUAGAAGAACCCAGUAUUGAUUGUGAUUCUUAAUAAAAAAUAAAUUAUAUAUAAUCUAAGUGCCU